UCAUCUAAUGCCUCUUGCCAGCACUGUAUCCAGCUUCUCUCUAAUUCACUGUAUAUAGGGAGGACUCUUUCUUACCAACUCGCCUGUUGGAAGGAAACUUUAUGUGUGUGUGUGAGACCCUCAGUAGAUGAAGAUUUUCAAAAGCAAGAGGAGCGCGGGGAGCUGCUGCAGCCACUGAUCUUCGUCUUACUGGUUUUGUGCUCUGUCCUGCUGUACUUUAAGGUGUCUCUCAUGGAUCCGGGUUUUGUUAAGGCUGAAGAGGAAGCAAAGGCAGGCAAGAGUGAAGAACAAAGUAUGGUGAUAGCCCAAGUUCCAACUCAUAUUAAGAUGCGGCGUUGUGGUUACUGCAUGGUGAAGCAACCAAUGCGAGCCAAGCACUGCCAGCUGUGCCAACACUGUGUACGGCGUUAUGACCAUCACUGUCCCUGGAUUGAGAACUGUGUAGGAGAGAAUAAUCACCCCCUCUUCAUAGUCUACUUGAGUGUGCAGCUUAUAGUUCUGCUGUGGGGAGGUCACGUUGCUUGGUCAGGCCUCUACUUUGAACAGUCCUGGGACUGGCUGCAGCACAACAUAUUCCUCCUCAUGUCCUUCCUCCUGAUAGUCAUAUUCACCAUUGUUGUCCUGCUGCUGCUUAUGUCACACCUCUAUCUGAUCUCAUGCAACACCACCACCUGGGAAUUCAUGUCACAUCAUCGCAUCUCCUACCUGCGACACUCUGAGUUGGAGAAUCCCUUUGACCAAGGGGUAGUCCUCAAUUUCUGGAAAUUCUUCUGUUCAUGCCACCUCACUACAUGGGAGAAAAUCUACUUUCACAGGAACGAUGAGCCUGUCUAGUCAUAGUAGUACCUACCUGGUAGAGUGCCAACACAUCUGCAGGUUGCUAGGUAAAGCUUUGCUGAUGCAAUUGCUGCUGUUCCCUUGCACGGAACUUUAGUACAUCAUGAACUAUGCAACCUGUUCAUCCUGCACAUUACAUUUCAAGGAUAGUCAGGGUUAUUUUUGUAUACAAAUAACACUGUUAAAGGGGAGACACUGGUUCUGGGAAGGCCAGCAGAGCUGAUUUCUGGAGUGAGCAAAGGUAUCUCUCUAAAUUUACUUCCUUUUGUUAACUGCGUCCACAUCUCUCCAGAAGAGAUGCAAGAGUAGUGUGAGCAUCCAUGUUCACUUCUCUUUCCCAAAGUUUCCCUCUCCUUUUGCUGCAAGGGAGCAGCAGCUAUUAGAGACAAUACCAGCCAGAAUCAAUAUAAUUCCUGUGGCCUUUCUUCAACAUAGUUCUCACUGUGAGAACCAUAGUGCCUUUUGUCAGUAGUGUUGGACAUGUAAUAGAAAUAUUUGAGUAAAUAUUUGGACAGUCAAAAGCAAAUUUCAUUUUGACCACAUGCCUCAACUUAAUGCUUUUCACAAAGAUUUGAGGCUUAAUAACGUGCAUGAGAAAUGGCUGUAAAGCACCAAAUUCAGCUUAUGAGAUAAUUAGCCUGUACUUUGUGAUGCCCUGACCAGCUUCAUAACAGUUUUUUCUUCAAGUUGAUGGUGUUGUUAACAAUUCACAGACUAUUUUGAAUCAAGUCAGCAAAGAAUGAUACCAUCCACUCUUCUUUGGACAGAAAAGUAAUAACUUGCCCACUGAAUUAUUUCUGCAGGUAAUUUCAUGCUCAGGCCUUUACUGUAGCUUGUGGGGUGCGUACUUCUUGCCUAGCUCAAGUAACACUGCUGGUAAUACUACUACCUCAACAUACUAGUAAAAUUUGAAUAAAAGAAUAUGAAGUUUCAAUGCAAGAGGAAAGAUUUUAGGUUCUGUUUGUUUCAUUGAGAUGAGGGGAUGCUGACAGCUUUCUAGGACAGCAGCAAGCCUACUUGUUUUCCAUUGUAAUAAAAGGUCAUACUUCCAAGUUUCCAUGAGGAACUAAAAGGAAGUUUGGGGUGACCAAUUUUAGCUUUAAAGACAGAAAAGGCUCUGGUGUGAAUUUUAGUCUUCACCCUUUUCUGUUUAAAAAAAAACCAAAAAAACAAAAACACAGCACUACAACAAAACCUUAGUUAAAAUUAUUUUGUGCUUUAAUUGCCUUGGCUCAGGAAAUAACACCAGCUCAGGAGCACAUCUGGCAAGCUGGUAAGAUGCACUCACGGUUUAAAGUUGACAAGCACUCAUGAAAGGACAGUAUAGCCACUAAUACAGCACAAUAGUCCAAAAGCAGCUUAAAAACAGCAGAAGGAUCCCUUUUUUGACCAACUCCAGAGUUUGUAAUCUGUGUCCAGUCUGGCUUGUUCAGGGUAGAAACUCUUAUCAGAGGGAUAUCGGAACACUAAGAAUU
Haliaeetus leucocephalus (bald eagle) is the source of this 2312-nucleotide messenger RNA. RefSeq names its product zinc finger, DHHC-type containing 12 (gene ZDHHC12). The transcript is spliced from 5 exons. Lineage: Eukaryota; Metazoa; Chordata; Aves; Accipitriformes; Accipitridae. Gene Ontology annotation, cellular component: Golgi apparatus; endoplasmic reticulum. Gene Ontology annotation, biological process: peptidyl-L-cysteine S-palmitoylation; protein targeting to membrane. The record is from RefSeq and is a predicted model, not a curated record. Gene Ontology annotation, molecular function: protein-cysteine S-palmitoyltransferase activity. The annotation marks the transcript as partial.